This is a messenger RNA of Hevea brasiliensis (rubber tree), 781 nucleotides long. RefSeq lists its product as uncharacterized. The record is from RefSeq and is a predicted model, not a curated record. The transcript has 3 exons. Bases 240 to 452 code for a protein of 70 amino acids. NCBI's taxonomy places the organism in Eukaryota, Viridiplantae, Streptophyta, Magnoliopsida, Malpighiales, Euphorbiaceae.
AGCCCAAUCUGAUUUCAUUUGAUCUGCCCCUCUGUUUCUCUUCUCCAUCGGAUCAUCCCCUCCGUAAUGCAGUAGCUCACAGUUCUUCCAUUCCAAUUGCCAAGCUUUUGUUUAUACUGUUCUUCUCCUCUUCUAAACGCCUCUGCUCGCUCAGCCUCUUUUCUAACUCGGUUGCUCGGGAUUUAAAUCGGCAUUCGAAUUAAUCAGAUCAUUCCUUAAAUUGAUCUAUACUGAUCUCGAUGACCCGUAAGCGCAACACAAUUGUUGCAACUGGUUUACUAGCUUUUGCUGCUGCUGGAUUGGCAUUUCCCUUUUACAUGGCGUCAUCUAGGAGUAGGCCAGUGAUAGAUUCAUCAAAGCCACUGCCUCCACAAGCAACUUUCCGAGGGCCUUACAUAAAUACUGGUUCAAGAGACAUUGGACCUGACUCUCAGACAUACCCAAAGAAAUGAUGUGUUUUGCUAAAUGAAUGUUGUUGGGGGUAAGUAAACUACCGGUCUAUUUUUGUGAACUUUACAAUCACAUUUGCUCAAAUCAUCCACUUCUCUUUCUCUCUUUUUCUGGGUAUAAUUGUUAUGGUGAACUUCUUUUUAGCAGUCUGUACCAACUACCGAGAAUUUUACUUGACCAGUUAAAAGUGUAUGAGCCAUAGGUUGAGUUGGUGAUUUUUACUUCUCCCUUGUUUAUAUAUUCGGCACAAGAGAUUCUGUAUUCUCUUCCUAGGCUUGGGAGUUGGUGGCCUAGUGGUUUAUUCUAAUGAAGUUGAUCUUGUUCCUAGUUC